AUGACGAUUAAGCGAAAAUCUUCGCCUCCAGUUUAUGAAAAACUUACAAAGGACUGUAGAAUAUUCAAACAUAGGAGGAAGUACAUUACCAGUUACCUAACUCAGGAAGAACGAGAGUUCCCCAUAGCCUACAGUAUGGUGGUAUACAAAGACCUAGAACAAGUGGAAAGACUCCUAAGGGCUAUCUACAGACCCCAAAAUCACUAUUGUAUACACGUGGACUUGAAAGUUAAAACUAAUUUUCGGGAGACAUUGUCCAAAAUUACAGACUGUUUCGAAAACGUCUUCAUCACAAAGAAAUCAAUAGAUGUCCGAUGGGGGAAAUUCUCUGUACUAGAGCCUGAACUUGUAUGCAUGAGUGAAUUGUGGAAAUACAAAAAUUGGAAAUACUUUAUCAAUCUGACUGGACAGGAUUUUCCUCUCAGAACUAACGCAGAACUCGUCAAAAUCCUCAAAUUCUUCAAUGGCUCUAACGAUGUCAAUGUAGCCGAUAAAAGUGCUAAAAAUACGCGAUGGUCAAACGCGGGGGACGCUCCCGCUGGUAUCCGACCAGUGAAAGGAUCACUCCAUGUCGCCGUUAACAGGCAUUUUGUGGAUUAUGUCCUCCAUAAUGACACAGCGAAGAAACUACUGGACUGGUGUAAGAAAACAGAAAUUCCAGACGAGACGUUUUUUGUAUCACUUCAUUAUAACAAACAUCUCGGCAUCCAAGGAUCUUCUACAGGAGAGACAAGGAUGUACCGGACAAGAUUUAAGACUUGGGCUGGGAGUUAUUUGCCUUGCAAAGGAAAACACGUACGAAAUAUUUGUAUAUAUGGCGUUGGCGACCUACCUUUGCUGAAGACGAGACCAGAACUAUUUGUCAACAAAUUCCACCUGGACUUCGAGCCUUUUGUACUGGACUGUAUGGAGGAGAUGAUUUAUAACAGAACAAGGGAUGGAUACCUCCAAAGUUUAACCUUUAAUACGACAACGUAUAAUGUAAAUUAAUAUAAUCUAUAUGACAUUUUGCACAUGUUUGACUUUAUCUAGACUAGUCGAACAAUAAGAGGGUUUCUGUGGUCACUCCUGAUAUGUGCCGACGUCGGUGUUGGUGUUGAAAGGCGAAUCAUUUCUGUUGUUAUUUCUUUAUAGGACCUUACUUUAUCGUACGUUAAUCUUCGACCUUCCACGGUGGCGGGUUUGUUCCUCGAAGUCGUCGUACGCAUGGAAUAUUCAGAGGAAAUGUUUUUUCUCCUGCCCAAACGACCCAGGUGGAGUAUAAAAUGGUCUUGGGUGGAUGUUGUUGUUGUAUCUGUAAAUAACUAUAAAUGACGUUGGGAGCACGGUCCCACUACAAACAGAACACAAUACAUCAUCUCCAGCUCACGCGCAGGCA
Molecule: messenger RNA, 1378 nt
Organism: Mizuhopecten yessoensis (Yesso scallop)
Lineage: Eukaryota; Metazoa; Mollusca; Bivalvia; Pectinida; Pectinidae
Product: beta-1,3-galactosyl-O-glycosyl-glycoprotein beta-1,6-N-acetylglucosaminyltransferase-like
Exons: 3
Coding region: 1-990 (329 amino acids)
Cellular component (GO): membrane
Molecular function (GO): acetylglucosaminyltransferase activity
Source: RefSeq, a predicted model, not a curated record